Messenger RNA from Portunus trituberculatus (swimming crab), 1465 nucleotides. Its product is annotated as protein Star-like. Lineage: Eukaryota; Metazoa; Arthropoda; Malacostraca; Decapoda; Portunidae. The transcript is spliced from 2 exons. The record is from RefSeq and is a predicted model, not a curated record. The coding region runs from base 345 to 1373 and encodes 342 amino acids.
CACACCUCAUUCGCCUAGGGAACCAGAAAAGGAUAUUACUCUACUCCCGCGCAGCUUGCUGUGUCCUACAGUGUACCUGCCAAGGUAGCUUAAUGUUAGACUGGAGCAUCCCUACAACUUACUGACAAAACAAGAAGGUCGGCUGGCGGGCAGGAGCGAGCCACGUAUUGCUGAACAGGGAAGCAGGAAAAUGAACAGGAAAAUCAGGGAAGCGCAAACAUUAUUAGUCACUAAAGAAACUCCGUAAGAAAAAGAAACAUUAGAGACAGCAGGUGUGCUUCUUGCCAGGAGAUGAACCGUGUACACUGUAUCUUUUGAAGGCGUGUUUAGUUAAUGACAAAGCAAUGGACUUAACGCUCGUGAUGAAAAAUUUCUGCAGACGUGGCGGUGUCUUUCCUUUGAUGGUGUCACUAAUUGUGAUGAUGGCGGUGAUGGCAGUUAUGAUGACGAGAGUGACCCGAGGCAGGGACGGGGAUCGUCGAGGCAUGUCCGAGAAUUCAGAGGUUCUCAUGCGUUUACAAGGACCCCUCACGGCCUCUGACCCUCGAGUGCUGGCUGUGCUCAGGUCAGCCUACCUAGUACCACCCUCCACUCUUCCCUAUAACCUCACCCUACAUAAAGACAUCCAGAGCUACUUCGCUGGUCACUCCUUCGGGUGGAAGUUCUACCACCAUUACAUUAAGCAUUUCUUUAACAAUCAACAAGGCGGUUUCUUCGUAGAGGCGGGGGCCCUGGACGGGGAAUUCCUCUCCAACACGCUGUGGCUGGAGACUGCCCUCGGCUGGACGGGUCUUCUGAUCGAGACUGAUCCAAACAACUAUCGCCAUCUUGCUUGGAAAAGGCGACGGGCCUGGCUUUCCAACACGUGUAUUACAAAGGAGGAGUACCCAAGGGAGGCUGUGUUUGAGGUUUUGACGAAAGCCUCAAGGCUCCCCACAUGGCUGUACCAUGCCAACACGCGAGAGAUCAACACCCACAACACACUCCUCCACGACGAGAUGAGCAACUCCUCGCAGCGGGCGUACACCAAGGCCCAGUGCUUCCCUCUCACCUCCUACCUGCUGGCCCUCAACGUGACACUCAUUGACUUCCUCUCGCUGGACAUCCAGGGCCACGAGUGGGGGGUGCUGCGGAGCCUGCCGCUGGACCGCCUGCGAGUGAGAAGCCUCGCCGUGGAACACCUGGCAGCGCCCAACGCUGCUCGUGGCGGUUGGAGCUUCGAUAUGACCUUCGUCAGAUAUAUGGAGGAGGUUGGCUACCACUUGGUUGAUGUGUACAAAGACAUAGACUAUUUCUUUGUCUUGCAAAGUGACGCAGCUCUGCGACGCCUUAGUGUUCCCUUGAAUGUCACUAAAUAUCAAGCAAAACAAUAAUGUUGAUCACUGUGUGUGUGUGUGUGUGUGUGUGUGUGUGUGUGUAAUUCACCUCGGUCGCCUCCUGGUCACCCAGCCAGUCUUCCCCAUUA